Molecule: messenger RNA, 2799 nt
Organism: Lagopus muta (rock ptarmigan)
Lineage: Eukaryota; Metazoa; Chordata; Aves; Galliformes; Phasianidae
Exons: 14
Coding region: 26-1093 (355 amino acids)
Molecular function (GO): protein binding
Source: RefSeq, a predicted model, not a curated record
CUCCCGGCUGUGCUGCCCCGGGCCAAUGGCCGCCAGGGAACCGCUGCUGAGCGCCUUUAAAGGUGCGGUGCUGCGGCUGCGGGGUGACGGCUCUCCGUGCACCGACGCUUCCCCGCACCUGGCGGCCGCCUGCGCGCUGCUGGAAGGAGCCCUGCGGAAGGGGCUGCGACAGCCGCUGUGGGGCUUCAGGAGAAGGGAUUAUUGGCAGUGCCUGGAGCAGCUUUCCCUCGGGCAGGGAGGGAGUUCUAUGACUCGUCGGGCUCCAUCCUGGGUAAUGAAGAGCUGCGGGAACUGCAGCUUCUUGGAUGAGAGCUGGCUGCUGCCGGUGUGCGUCAUGUAUGAGACGGUCCCAUGCCGAGCGCUGGGGAUGGUGGUGAGGUACGUGGAUGGCCGUGUCAUUGUCAUUGAGGUGCUUCCUGGGAGCCAGGCAGAGGUGGACGAGGUGGUGCUGGCUGGGGAUGUCCUAGAUGAGAUCAAUGGAUGCUCCUUGAGGAACGCCUACAGCGGGCAGGCCGGGGCGAUGCUGCAAAAGCUGAAGGGACAACCACUGAGCCUCCGUGUGCUGCGGUGGCAGGGGCACGAUGGUGAGGUCUAUGAGCCUUUGCUGCCCUACCUGGAGGCCGUGAAGAAGAAGGAGCCCCAUUUCCAGCUCCAGUGUGGCCCCAGGCGCUGUGACAAGGGGGAGAAGUGGAGGGUGCAGGGGGGCAGGCUGCUCUACAACCUGCGGUACCUGGGCCGGAUCGGUGUUGGGAUGUUUGGAGGCAAAGAGGUGCUGCAGAAAGCCAUUCCUGCUGUGCUGGAGAGCAGCUCAGCACCACGGGAGGUUUUAUUUGAUGUGAAGGAAACGGAAAUCCUUGUACAAGAGAAGGCAUCUCCCAGGGUCCUGUUUCGCCACCCCUACCCUGCAGUCUCCUGCGUGGGACACUGCCUGAAGACCAGCAGUGUCUUUGCAUUCUGUGUCCUUGCCUCCUCAGGGAGCCCCAAAGGGAGCACGUUUGACUGCCUGGUGUUUGCAUCGAGUUGUGAGCAAGAAUGUGAGGAAAUCAUCCAGAGAAUUGCUGCAGGAUUUAAACACACCGAGUGGUUUGUCUGAUAAGGGAGGGCUGUGGCUCAGCUCUCCUCAGGCUCUGCUGACCCAGCUGUGCAAGAUGCAGGCUCUGGCUCCUCAAACUGGAACUAGGAAGGUUUCCUUAUACUUGCAGGACAUUGCUGUGGAAGGAAGUGCAGCAAAAGCAUCUGGUCUUUAAAAAAAAUAAAAUUGCAGGGAGAGGCCAGUGCUGACUUCCUGCGUGCCUUCAUAUAUGAAGUACUGCUUUUCUGGAUUUUUGUCCCUUUGUCUGGAUUUUGCAGUGAAAUAAAUCAAGCUGGACUAGCUCCUAUUACUCCCUGUGCAACUUUUGUCUCAACUUUAGCCCUGCUGGCAUAGCCUGUUCUUAAGAACUGGCCUAACAAUGUAAUUUGCAUGUUAAUUACCUGUUCCAGAUGUAGUUUGAGCAGCUUUCCGGUGCCACAACUCUGGCUGUUCCCAGAGACUAGUGAGAAAACCAGACCUGUCAGCAGCUAGCCUGCAGGGUUGUCCUCAAGUGCAGGUUUACGUCUAAUCCCGUUUCAUCAAAAAAGCUUAGAUGGGAAAUGAGAAUCUAGCAAUUUGCUUAGCAGCCUGGAUGCUCUCUGGUUAUAUAAUGAGUGUUUCUGCUUGCUCUGGCAUGGCUGCUGCCUUGCCCUUAGUCACAAGGCUGAGAUCCCACAGGAAGCUGGGAGAGGCGGAGGGCUGCGCUCCCACAGCCUGCAUCCGCUCACAGCCCUGACCUGGGCAGAUGCUGCUGGAUUCACUUUAGGCAAACCAGUCCCACCACUGCAAAAAACAACAACAAAACUUCCCUUCAAUGUGGAAGGAAGAGGGGGGGGGAAAAGCAGAAGUUCUGAAGCUGGGCCUGUGCUGCUGCCACUGAUAAGCAGCUAAGCUUCAACCAAGGGAGCCCCAGAGGGAGGGAAGAAAGCUGCCUCCUAGCCUGUGCCUGUCAGACUGCUCCUCCUGGCUGAGCAGGAGCUGACUCAGGCCUCCUAUAAACAUCAAGGGGAGCCAGGGUGAGGCACUGCUUCAUCGGCAGAAAGCUAAGCUGCAGCAGCAGUCCAGUAUCACAAGCAUCUACUGCUACCAUACUGGAGCCAGGAAUAAGCUUCUCCAAGCCCAUACAAACCAAAUGACAAAGACUCCUCGCAUGUGAAUGUAAAACAUUUAAUUUAAAAAUGUUGACACUACAAUAUAUAAAAUAGCUAUUAUAAAUGCACAUAGUGUAUUCUAUAGCUGCCAGGUUUACGUUUUAGGAAACUGUAAGUUACACUGUGGUUAAGAGUUGUAGUUUCACCCUCUGAAAAAGUCCACAUUUGAUCACAGUGAUGUAUGGUCAGACUAACAGCCCCAAUUGUUAAACACUUGGAUCAAGUCAUAACCAGUUUUAUUGCAAAAGGACCCUGUACACAUUUAUAUCAAUUCUAGUACCUUACAAGUUUAGCUACCCAACAAGUCAUUAACAUACAGAAACAUGCAUGAGAAGCAAGAAAGAUCACCCAUCCCUUCUGCAUAUUAGCAACUUGUCACUCCUGAGCAACAAGGCUCACAUCACUGAGGUUUAUGUGAACAGUCACUUUUAGCAUUCAUCCUGAGUGAAAGAUGGAAUGACUUAAGUACAAAUGCAACAUAUUAUAAACAAUUUCUUACAAAAAAAGUCACAAAUUAAAACCAAAGUAUUUUACAGAAUUUACUACAAAACACCAUAAAAACAGCCUUCACUUAAG